Kwoniella shivajii is the source of this 2634-nucleotide messenger RNA. RefSeq lists its product as uncharacterized. Gene Ontology annotation, biological process: mitochondrial fusion; mitochondrion localization. The record is from RefSeq and is a predicted model, not a curated record. Gene Ontology annotation, molecular function: GTP binding; GTPase activity. The coding region runs from base 1 to 2634 and encodes 877 amino acids. Gene Ontology annotation, cellular component: mitochondrial outer membrane. Lineage: Eukaryota; Fungi; Basidiomycota; Tremellomycetes; Tremellales; Cryptococcaceae. The transcript is spliced from 3 exons.
AUGCAGCCUUUCCAUCCACCUACACCUCAACAACGUCGAUCAACUUAUUUGCCCUCAACCCCCGAUUCACCCACAGUAGAAAAAGAAUCCCAUAUAGGAACGACGCCUGAUGCUCGUCAGGCAAGAGAAGCGGCAGAUGAAGUAGUCAGAGAGUAUGAGGAAAAGAGAGAUCGUCUUGCAAAAGCAAUCGAUUCAUCUUUGUACCUUUUGUCAGAUCUUAAGAACUUCAAUGGAGAACAAUGGACCGUCAGAUAUCCUCAUCUCAAUCCAGUCGAACCUGGUUCAUCAUCGUCUCGGCCAGGCAUGAGUCGACGUACUCUCACUUUUGCCGAUGAACCUUCGCAAUCGACUGAUGUAGUAUUGAAGUCCACACCUACCGUACGACGCACACUUAAACGAUCCCUCACUCUUGCACCUCCUCCUCCCACGACACCCAUAACAACCGUCAUUCCAGCUUCCGCAGAACCAAAAUCAACGAAUGAAGACGAAGAUGACUUCUCGAUCUUACGAUUGAAUCUAAACAUGGGUGCAGCUCGUCAUGCCAAGGGAUUAAUUUCACAUCUUGAGAAAUCAUCAAUCUCAGCUCUUCUUGAUAAUCGAAUCACUGCAUCAUUGGAUCACCUCAAUCACUUACAGAAACGUGUAUACGAUGCUCAUUCUCGAGUACUUGUCACUGGUGAUCUAAAUGCCGGUAAAUCAACUUUGAUCAACGCCUUGCUUAGACGAGAUGAAGUCAUGCCUACCGAUCAACAACCUUUGACGACCCGAUUUGUCGAAGUCGUUAGUGCAAAGGAGAACGAGGACAAGGAGGAAAUACACAUCUUGAAAAACGCCGAUGAAUACAAUCCUGCCGAUGAAUCAACAUAUCUCACCGAGGAUGUAUCGAAAUUGUACGAGAUGGUCGUUGAUGCCGAGGAUGAUGCAUCCAGUCCUCCUUUACGAGUCUUCCUCAAAGAAGCCGAUGCCAAUCUCGCCAAUCCCUCGAUCCUUCAUAAUGGUGUUGUAGACAUAUCCCUCAUUGACGCUCCCGGUCUCAAUCGAGAUUCAAUCAAGACUACAGCCAACUUUGCUCGUCAGGAAGAAAUCGAUGUCGUCGUCUUUGUUGUCUCAGCAGCCAAUCAUUUCACCCUCUCCGCGAAGGAAUUCAUAUGGCAAGCUGGACACGAGAAAGCUCAUCUGUUCAUCGUUGUCAACCGAUUUGAUCAGAUCAAAGACAAAGCUCGAUGUCGAAGAUUAGUGCUUGAACAGAUCAAACAGCUCAGUCCAAAGACUUACGAGGACGCCGCCGAUCUCGUUCAUUUCGUCGACUCCGCCAAAGUCGCUCUAGGAUUUGGCGAAUCUGAGCCCGAGGGUGAUGACCUGGACGAGGCUUUCUGCCACCUUGAACACUCUCUUCGAUCAUUCGUUCUUGUAAAUCGAGCCAAAUCCAAGCUUGGUCCAGCUCAGAAUUACAUCACUCAUCUUUUGGCGGAUGUUGAACUUCUUGCUGCCGCCAACUCACUCUUAGCUGGUAAGGAGAGAGAUGCGGCCCGAGAUGAACUAGCGAGAGUCAAACCUGUUUUGGAGAAGAUGAAGAAAGGUAAAGAAGGGUUGGAAGAAUCAUUAGUGGGAGAAGAAGAAUCCGCCACAGACAAAGCGUCUGGACGAACCAAGCUGGCUAUGGAAAGAGGAUUGGAACGAGUCGGUCGAGGAGAACUCGCUGCUCCCGCUCCUGGAUUAUCAAUGCCAAAUUACCCCGGUUUGCUUGGUGUUUGGGAUUACGCUGCUGAAGUCAAACGAGUUUUACUAUCUUCUCUUGACUUUGCAGUUGGUCUCGCUGAAGAUGACGCUCGAAGACAUACCAGUGAAGGCGUCGAACAAGUAAUCAAGCUUGGUGAUGUCCACCUUCCAGCGGAUGUAGAAAGAACCAAUAGGAAAUUCAACUCUAAAGCUAUGUUCUCACCUCGAUCCAAUACGACUCGACGCCAAUCAGGCGUCGCCACUCUUGGUCUUGGACUGGCCGGUCAAACUCUAUUGGCAGAUGUCAACGUCUCUGACAUCUUCGAUUUGCAACAUCACAUUUACAUUGCUAGAUCAGCAUUACCUUCGGCAUCUUCAACUUCCACCGAUCUCGUGCCAUUCUCAACAGAAGUCGGAGCGGCAUCAUUAGCUGUUGGUGCAUUCUCUGUGAUAAGCGGUAAAACACUCGGAUUACGUGCAGUCGUUGAAGGAAUCGUACAUUUCUCAGACUUCGUUUCCAACCCAUCGACAAGAAGAUGGAUUGGACCCAUUCUCGGAGUUUUCACAGCAGGUGCAGUGGCCUAUGUCGUCUACGAAUUACCGAGAUCAAUACCUAAGAAUGUUGGAAGACAUCUUCAAUCUACUUUGACCACUUCAUCAAGUCAACAGGGUGACGAUUCUACUAUCUCAUUCUCAGAUUAUCAAUCAAUCAGAAUAAGUAAGGAGGUUAGAAAAGUAAUGAGGUUGGCUUCAUGGGACCUAAGAGAAAGGUUCAGAUCAGCUGUUGAAGCUAGAAGCGAAGUAGUCAAAGCUAAUGAAGAAUUAGAGAAGAAAGCUUCAAAAGCUCUCACGUGGUUCGAAGAUGUAGAGAAGAAAGUUGAAGUCAUAAGAGAUCAAGUUGGUAUCAAAGUUUGA